AUGGGUCUUCCAGAAACCAUGCAGGCGAUCCAAAUCAAGGAAUUCAACGCACCGUACGCGGUAUCCAAGGUUCCCGUGCCCAAGCCCAAGCCAAACCAGCUUUUGAUACGCAUAAAAGCUGCUGGAUUCUGCCAUACGGAUCUCAUGGCUUUAAACAAUGAGUUCAAUAGUCCCUUGCCCUAUAUCGGCUCACACGAAGGCGCAGGCGUUGUUGUAGAAGUGGGGUCGAAUGUUCAAGGGUUUGCCAAAGGUGACCACGUUGGAUGUAUUAAUUUUGAUAGUUCUUGUGGCGAGUGUCCGGAUUGCAGCACUGGUAGAGUAAUUUACUGCGACCGGCCACAGAUGAAAGGACUUACAAUUGAUGGCGCAUGGGCAGAAUAUAUGGUUGCUGACGCAAGAACUACCGUGAAAAUCCCAGAGUCGGUUGAUCUGGUAACUGCUGCGCCACUGAUGUGCGCAGGUCUCAGCAUUUAUGGUGGAAUCAAGAAAGCCGGUGUACCUCCGGGAGGAUCUAUCGGCAUUAUCGGUAUUGGAGGUUUGGGUCAUAUUGGCACACAGCUUGCAAAGGCUAUGGGAUACAAAGUAGCUGCCGUUGAUAUUAAGCAGACAUCUUUAGAUCUCGUAAACUCACACCGUCUAAAGCCAGACUUAUCCCUUCUCGUGACAGAGGAUCCAAAGGAUGCCAUGGCCAAGGCUCACAGUGCUAUACCGGGAAAAUUCCCUGGUCUUGAUGCUACCGUCCUGGCCACAGACCAGCAGUCUGCCUUUGACUUUGCAGCGGCCAUUACACGGAAGCACGGCACGGUUGUUCUCUUGGGCCAGCCAGAUAAAGGGAUCAGCAUGUCUUUUUACAACAUGAUAUUCCGCGAUAUCAAGCUAGUGGGGUCUUUGAUUGGAGAUACUUCUGAUGCAGACGAGCUGAUGCAGCUUGUUGAUGACCAUGACAUUCAGCUUAAAAUUAAGACAUGGAGGCUAGACCAGGCUGAAGAAAUGCGUCAGGAGUAUUUGUCUGGUAAGAGUGAGGGGAAGAAUGUUAUAGUACUAUAG
Talaromyces rugulosus is the source of this 1047-nucleotide messenger RNA. RefSeq lists its product as uncharacterized. NCBI's taxonomy places the organism in Eukaryota, Fungi, Ascomycota, Eurotiomycetes, Eurotiales, Trichocomaceae. The record is from RefSeq and is a predicted model, not a curated record. The transcript is spliced from 4 exons. Gene Ontology annotation, molecular function: oxidoreductase activity. The coding region runs from base 1 to 1047 and encodes 348 amino acids.